Messenger RNA from Microthlaspi erraticum, 342 nucleotides. Lineage: Eukaryota; Viridiplantae; Streptophyta; Magnoliopsida; Brassicales; Brassicaceae. The record is from the annotation of a GenBank genome assembly.
AUGGUUUCAUUUGUUCUAUGGGCAUGCAGGUACACUAUCUACUACGAAGGUGAUGAUGCUGCCGUGAGGCUUGGUCCCCUAAAUGCUGCCGUUUUGAAUACUUCUCACAGAAGUGAUUCUCCCAUUCACACGGCUUUCUCAGUGGAUUUCGUUGCGGAGGGUAAUCCAGACGAUGUUGGUUUUGGAGAGUUGGAAAUCAAACUUAGGGCCAUGCAUAUGCUGAUAUUCAAUCCAAACGACGCUGGACGUGUUGUUAUAAGGUGUCAUAACCUGACCCGAAACCGCCAUGACAUAAUUAAAUGUCAUUCUUUUUUCUCACGAUUGGAGACUUUAGAGAAGUAA